Messenger RNA from Fusarium sp. VM40, 2364 nucleotides. Lineage: Eukaryota; Fungi; Ascomycota; Sordariomycetes; Hypocreales; Nectriaceae. The record is from the annotation of a GenBank genome assembly.
AUGCCAAACGAGAGCACUCCUCUCAUCCAAACCGUCCGGGUCGGCCCAGCCCGCAGGCGGUAUCCUCAUCAGACCUGGCGUCGCUUCUUCACUCUGAUUUGCUCCGUCGUUCUUGUUGGCGGGUUUGGCUUGUUCCUCUUCCAGAACUUCCUAAUUGGUCCCCGCCAUCAUCAUGGCCACCCUGGUUCUUGGUUGCCCGGCAAGAGCCGUCUGAGUUACGACGAAUUGGAACGUAUUCUCUUUGAUACUCCGGAUCCUAAAAAGGCUGAGGAAUGGAGCCGCUACUACACCUCGGGCCCCCAUCUGGCUGGUGCCAACUAUUCACAGGCUGAAUGGACAAGGGACCGUUGGGAGGAGUUCGGAGUCAAGUCAGAAAUUGUUUCCUACGACGCCUAUCUUAACUACCCCGUUGAUGCCAGUGUCUCAAUCCUGAAGAAGACCAAGAACGGCAAAGACUGGAACACUACCUUCAAAGCCUCUCUCGAGGAAGACAUCAUCGACGAGGAUCCCACAAGCUCGCUUGAUAACCGUGUGCCCAUCUUCCACGGCUAUUCAGCAAGUGGCAAUGUCACUGCGUCCUUUGUCUAUGUCAACUAUGGAACUUAUCAAGAUUACGAGGAUCUCGUUAAUGCCAAGAUUGAUGUCAAGGGCAAGAUUGCUAUUGCCAGAUACGGUGGAAUUUUCCGCGGCCUCAAAGUCAAGCGUGCACAGGAACUGGGCUUUGAAGGUAUUCUCAUCUACAGCGACCCUGGCGAUGAUGGCGAGAGGACUGAGGAGAAUGGAUACAAGCCCUACCCCAAGGGUCCUGCGCGUAACCCCAGCGCUGUUCAGCGUGGAAGUGCAGAGUUCUUGAGUAUUCGUCCUGGUGAUCCAUCUACCCCUGGCUAUCCCUCCAAGCCCGGUGUUCCUCGAGCUCCAGUUGACGAUGCUACUGCUCACAUUCCUUCUAUCCCCAUCUCAUAUCGUGAUGCGCUUCCUAUCCUCAAGGCUCUGAACGGUCAUGGUCCCAAGAUUACUGAUUUCAACAAGUACUGGAACAAGAACCUAGGCCUCAAGUACAAGGGAGUUGACUACAACAUUGGCCCUACGCCAGACGAUGUUGUCAUCAACCUUUACAACGAGCAGAAAUAUGUCACCACCCCUAUUUGGGACGUCAUCGGCAUUGUUAACGGCACCAUCCCCAACGAGGUUAUCGUCGUCGGUAACCACCGAGAUGCUUGGAUCGCUGGCGGAGCUGGCGAUCCCAACAGCGGCUCAGCAGUUAUAAACGAGGUUAUUCGCGGAGUCGGAAAGGCUAUUGAGGCCGGUUGGAAGCCUCUUCGAACCAUCGUGUUCGCAAGCUGGGAUGGUGAGGAGUACUCUCUCAUCGGCAGCACUGAAUGGGUUGAGGAAUAUCUUCCUUGGCUUUCCGAAGCCAAUGUCGCCUACGUUAACGUUGACGUCGGCGUUGAUGGCCCCGAAUUCACCGCCUCUGCAGCUCCUCUUCUCAACCAGCUCAUCCGCGAUGUUACAAGCGCUGUUCCUUCACCCAACCAGACCGUCCCUGGCCAGACCGUCAACGAUCUCUGGUCCAAGAGGAUUGCAACUAUGGGCAGCGGCAGCGAUUUCACUGCUUUCCAAGACUUUGCUGGCAUUCCCUGCAUCGAUUUCGGUUUCAAGUACAGCAGCGACAGCGCUGUCUACCACUACCACAGCAACUACGACAGCUUCUACUGGAUGAAGGAAUACGGAGAUGUCGGCUUCAAGUACCACCGAACCAUGGCCCAGGUCCUUGGUCUGACCAUUGCAAAGCUCGCCGGCACCGUCAUCAUUCCCUUCAGUGCCAGCGAGUACGCCGAUGCUUUAGAGGGCUACCUUGACAAGGUCGAGGCCAAGUUUGAGCCUGCCGCUGAAACCCUCAGCUACGAGGAACUCUUCAACGCCCGCGGUGCCGUCUUGUCAAACAAGCCAAUCGGUAGCGAAGACGACUUCAAGAGGAGUCUUGAAGAUAUCCGCAAGCAACUCGGCGAGUUCAACCUCAAGGCUAGGGAGCUUGACGCCGAGGCCGAAAUUGCCAAGCGUGAGCUCGAGGAAGGCAUCCCGUGGUGGAACAUUAUCAAGAAGAUCCGCUUGGGUUACACUAUUGUCAAGGUCAACAAGAGAUACAAGUUCCUCGAGAGGAGCUUCCUCUACGAGGGUGGCUUAGAUGGCCGAGACUGGUUCAAGCAUGUUGUGUUUGCGCCUGGUAUCUGGACCGGUUACGCUGGAGCUGUUUUCCCUGGUUGGGUUGAAAGCAUCGACGCAAAGGACUAUAUCAAUGGUCUUAAGUGGUCUGCCAUCAUUUCGCGCUCCAUCAGCAGUGCUAUUGAUAGUCUCUCUGAUUAG